AUGGCGGCGCCCAAGGAGUCGUUACCCAGCAGCGACUCCACAGCCGUGAGGCUGCCUCUGUUGCCGCCGCUCAAGGUGCUGGCGGAGCAGCUGCGGCGCGACGCGGAGGGCGGCCCGGGCUCGUGGCGCUUGUCGCGGGCGGCGGCGGGCCGCGAGCCGCUGGAGCUGACUGCCGUGUGGAUGCAGGGCACUGUGGUGGAGGUCGGCGGCGGCGAGGCGCGGCUGCGGGACCCGAGCGGGUUUUUCUCGGUUCGCGGCCUGGAGCGGGUGCCCCGCGGGCGGCCCUGCCUCGUCCCAGGAAAGUAUGUGAUGGUGAUGGGAGUGGUUCAGGCCUGCAGCCCUGAGCCCUGCCUGCAGGCUGUGAAGAUGACAGAUCUUUCAGAUAAUCCCCUCCACGAAAACUUGUGGGAGCUGGAAGUGGAAGAUUUACACAAGCUUAUUCCUUAG
Molecule: messenger RNA, 447 nt
Organism: Rangifer tarandus platyrhynchus (Svalbard reindeer)
Lineage: Eukaryota; Metazoa; Chordata; Mammalia; Artiodactyla; Cervidae
Source: the annotation of a GenBank genome assembly